AUGGAGGCGUCGGAGGACACAGGAGCAUCGACGGCUAUGCACGUGGAGGAGGACAACGCGGGGUCGGCGGCUGGAAGCCUCAGCUCUGGCAGUGUCGAGCCGGGACCAUCACAGGGUCAGGAAGGAGGAGGAGAGAAGCGACGGGAGACGGGAGACGGAUGGUGCAGCAUGUCAGACUGGCAGCCGGGAGAGGGGGCGUUUGUGGACAUGACGGAGUCAGGGGAGGGGAUGGGCUUGGGGUGGCUGGAGGAGUACAUGCCAGGGGGAGGGAACGAGUACCUUAUGGGGGGAGUUUAUGACUACGUUAUAUAG
Messenger RNA from Guillardia theta CCMP2712, 312 nucleotides. RefSeq lists its product as hypothetical. Lineage: Eukaryota; Cryptophyceae; Pyrenomonadales; Geminigeraceae. Bases 1 to 312 code for a protein of 103 amino acids. The record is from RefSeq and is a predicted model, not a curated record. The transcript has a single exon.